AUGGGUAUUAUAAGAGUUGUUGAUGCAAGCGAAAAGUCUAUUGGGUAUAAAAUAGAUAUUGGAUCGACGUUGCGUUUUGUUUUGCCGUAUGGGUCCUUUCCAUUCGAUGUCACAGUGGACACCAAUUAUACAAACGGCUCGUACAAGGCUAAUUCAUACCAUCAACUUAAGACAAUUUGUCCACAGUCUGAAUUUCAAUUUCAGUUUGAUCUACCACUCCAGGCGUCUGGUGUUUUCCAAUUUCGUAUCAAAAACGUUUCGGAUGAAGUCUUGAAAAUUGUUUAUAUCAAUGUUUACCCACUUGUCCAUUUUAGUUCUAAGAAAGUCCCAGUAAGUGGUCUGUCUGUUCAAACACACAUCACAAGACUCAUGGGUAAAAUUUCAGAGUGGGAGAGUCAUUAUCAAACACUGUCGAAUUGUGGGUACAACGCAAUUCAUUUGACUCCACUCCAACCAAUUGGCCCAAGCGGAAGUGCUUACUCGUUGGUUCAACAUCUGGAUAUUGAAGACAGUCUAUUCGAUGAGAAAUUGACAACUGAAGAAAAAAUCAAGAGAGUCGGGGAGACCGUCAAAAUGCUCAGAAACAAGUACGAAAUUGCUUCCAUCAUCGAUGUGGUAUUAAGCCAUGUUUCCAGUCACUCACAAAUGGUUGUCGAACACCCAGAGAUCUGUUACACAACAGAUAACUGCCCACAUCUGAAGGUUGGGUAUGCCUUUGAUUCACUUAUACACAAGUGCAUUGAUGAUAUCAUCAACUCGAAUUAUAAUGACAAUUUAGGUAUGUUCAAUACCCCAGAAGACGUCAAAAAGUUCAUCGGGUAUUUUAAAGAGAAGUACAUGAUACCAAUGCAAUUCUGGUUGUACUAUGUCAUCGAUGUUGAGAAACACAAGUUGGCAUACAUACAAUACACAAAGGAAAAUCCAAAAGCAGAGAAAGGGAAAACUGGAUCACCAGAGGAAUUGGCAAAGAGAAUGGAAAAGUAUGUACAAACGGAUGGGACGUACGAGAAAAAUCACAUCACUGUGCCAAUCAAAGACGUUUACUCACUCGUACCGGGUCUUGACGAAUUUCUGAACGCACUCGACGUUCUCAAUGUGGAUAAUUACAGGCACUACGACAACGAUGUGAAUGCUGCUAUUCAAAACUGUUUGAACAACUUGAUGUACAGCUGCUUUGAUCCAAACGGACCCCACGUGAAUAAAUUUACUCGGGAAGUACACAUACUUCCUUAUUAUUUCCAAGUGAUUGAUGGGGUCAAUUCGAAAAACGAAAAAGUCCAUUUGGUUGCAGCCCACCACGGCUGGAUCUUUGGAGGAGAUCCAUUUUUCGACUUUGUUGGAGACAAGUCGUCGAAAGUGUAUAUCAGAAGAGAGGCAAUAGUCUGGGAAGAUUCGCUGAAACUGAAUUAUGGAACGACUUAUAAGGGACAUGAAUACAUCUGGGACCAUAUGAAAGAGUAUGUGUGCUUGAAUGCAAAAUUGUUUGAUGGACUCAGACUAGAUAAUUGCCACAGUGUGCCACUUCCAGCACUUGAGUAUAUAUUAAACCACGCAAGAGAAGUUAAUCAAAACCUCAUUGUUCUGGCAGAAUUGUUUGCGGACAAUGCAGACGCUGUUAUUCAAUAUGUUGUGAGAUGUGGUAUUCAAGGACUGGUCAAAGAGGCAUUAAGAGGAAAGACCCCAAGUGAUUUGAAUGGUGUUGCGUACCAAAGCAGUUGGUUCAAGCCCGUUGGGGGCAUCUUAGAAGAAAGCGUGUAUGACGAACUCCCAGCAGACGUUCAACCAAUGGAUGGGUGGACGUAUGACUUGACACACGACAAUGAGCCACAAGAAGGCAAUAGAAAUCCAAACGACAGUUUGUCGACUUCAGCUGUAGUUGCGAUGACAAUUGGAACAAUUGGAAGUGUGAGAGGCUACGACGAGUUGGUUCCAUUUAAGAUAUCAUGUGUCACCGAAAGAAGAUUAUACAAGAAGUACGAUUGGAACGACUUGAAAAGUGUUGGGAUAUCAAAGGGAAAGAGCGAGUUGAACAAACUCCAUGAAAGACUUGCCAUUGAAGGGUACUCGGAGUUUUAUGGAGAGAUCAACGGUAAUUUAGUCAUUCUAACAAGAAGAAACCCGAAGACACAUAAGGUGGUUAUUGUCUACGCCCAUACAUCAUUUUUGGGGAACAAUUCUGUGGUGCCAAACACAAAGAAAUUCACAUUGAAGGAUUACAAAGUCGACAAAUUUUUGUUCUUUGGUGCUUUAACGACUGGGCUUCUCAAUUUGACAAAUCCAAAAGCGAAAUACAUUUCUGGGAAUAAAUGCAUUUGCGACUUCACAACAGAGUAUGACGUUGUCAAUGAGUUUGUGACUGUGGAAGACUCGGACAAUUGCGCCAAAGUCGAGUUCAAACAAUUUCCCGCUGGAAGUGUCUUAGCUGUUCAACUUGAUUUGAUAAACCCACCUAACACGAAUUGGAAUAUACCAAAGUUUCAAUUGAAACCACAAGACUUAUUCAAUGUAUUCUUUGGAACACCAGAGGAAGUGGGAGCGGAGAAAUUUGAAGUGUUCCAUCAUGAGACAUUGGGAUUCGUUGGACUUGGUGGAGUUUUACCGCUGUUAGUGAACGACUUGUCUCAACCAAUUUACGAAAAGCUCCGCAAUGGAGGGCUUGAUCACAUCGCCCCAUACAUUACACAACUUGUGAAAGACACAGCACUGGGACAAUUCACAAAAAGUACUCUUCUUGAAAUCUCGCGGUUCCCCAAGUUUUUGAUUCCAAAAUACUUCGCAGCGUUUAUCAAAAAACUCUUUGCGUCACUUGUUCCAUCCACUUUUGAGUCAAGACUCGAAUUGGCAGCAUCCCAAUUUUACUCGGAUUGUAAAGGCACUCCACUCAUUGCAAAUGGUUUAGUGCCAGCCAGUCUUGGUAUUAAAACGGAGAGUUUAUGUGCCGGAAUACCACACUUUCUCACUGGAUAUAUGAGGAACUGGGGAAGAGACACUUUCAUUGCUCUCAGAGGAAUUUUGCUGAGAAAUGGUCGUUUUGAAGAAGCUGAAAAUACGAUUCGUGCUUACUUGUGUGCGAUGAGUCACGGACUUAUUCCCAACUUACUUGAUGGUUGUGUCAACUCCAGAUACAAUGCGAGAGAUGCAACAUGGUUUUGUAUGUCGGCCAUUGUAGAUUACUGCGAGAUGGUACCACACGGCGAAAGUAUACUCGACAAGAUGGUGUACCACAUAGAAACAACUCAAGAAGUGCUUACACGGGUUAACAAGAAUAAAAAGAGAGAGAUGACUGUAAGAGACGUGAUGCAGUCGAUACUUGAAAUGCACGCAAACGGUAUUCAUUUCAGAGAGAAGAACGCUGGACCAAAGAUCGACUCUGUGAUGACGAGCAAAGGCUUUGAUAUUGACAUCACACUCAACCCAGAAACGGGAUUCAUUUCUGGAGGCAAUGAAGCCAAUUGUGGCACUUGGAUGGAUAAAAUGGGCAGUUCCACGCGUGCUGGCAAUUGUGGACAACCCGGUUCUUCGCGUGACGGUGCCGAUGUCGAAAUUCAAGGACUUUUAAUGAAGGUGUUACACUGGAUUAAUACAAAGAAGGUGUUUCAACACGAGGGCGUGAGAAUUAAACUGUAUGGCGAAUUUACAUACGAAGAGUGGGAGAAUAAGUUGCAGGCUAACUUCUCGAAAUACUUUUACAUUCCAAGCACCAUUGAAGAUGACAAAAAAUAUGAAGUGCAAAGUGCUUUGGUGAACAAAAGAGAGAUAUAUAAAGACGUUGUUGGUUCGAUAAAGAAAUGGCCUGACUACCAACUCCGACCAAACUUCUUGAUCACUUUAGUUGAAGCUCCUUCGAUGUUUGUUGGACACGAAGAUGAAGUGAAAAGUGUUUUGAAGAGUGUGAGAAAGCUCUUGGUUGGUCCUCUUGGGAUGAAAACACUCGACCCAACGGACUGGAGCUACAAGCCAAAUUACUACAACGAAGAUUCAGACGACUAUUCCACAGCUAAUGGGUUGAAUUAUCACAAUGGGCCAGAGUGGGUUUGGCCAUAUGGAUACUACGUGAUGGCAAUGCUCAUGUACAACCCAGACAACUUAGAAAAGGACAAGUUAAAGACGUAUUGUCGAUCGUUAAUGUUUAAUCACUUCAAGUACGUCAAAGAAGAUAAGUGGAUGGGACUUCCCGAAUUGACAAACUGUGACGGUCAUAGGUGUUACGCGUCGUGUGUUUCGCAAGCGUGGAGUGUUGCGACAUUAUUAGACGCUACAAAGAAAGUCGAGGAGUGGUAA
Molecule: messenger RNA, 4281 nt
Organism: Entamoeba invadens IP1
Lineage: Eukaryota; Evosea; Mastigamoebida; Endamoebidae
Product: glycogen debranching enzyme, putative
Exons: 2
Coding region: 1-4281 (1426 amino acids)
Biological process (GO): glycogen catabolic process
Molecular function (GO): 4-alpha-glucanotransferase activity; amylo-alpha-1,6-glucosidase activity
Source: RefSeq, a predicted model, not a curated record